Molecule: messenger RNA, 1911 nt
Organism: Auxenochlorella protothecoides
Lineage: Eukaryota; Viridiplantae; Chlorophyta; Trebouxiophyceae; Chlorellales; Chlorellaceae
Product: LETM1 and EF-hand domain-containing protein 1, mitochondrial
Exons: 4
Coding region: 1-1911 (636 amino acids)
Biological process (GO): intracellular monoatomic cation homeostasis
Cellular component (GO): mitochondrial inner membrane
Molecular function (GO): calcium ion binding; ribosome binding
Source: RefSeq, a predicted model, not a curated record
AUGGAGGACCUGGCGGAGACGCGGCGCCGCGUGCGUGCCCUGAACCGCCCCGCGCCCGGGGAGGUGUCGCUGAGCAAGCGCGCACGGAAGCUGGCGGGCGUGGCCGUGGGCGCGGUGCGCGCGACGGCCGUCUUCGUCCUCUCCGUCCCCUCCCGCCUGGCGGCCUUCGCCGCGCUGCCCGGCGAGGAGAAGCGCGCCGCCGCGCUGCGCGGCUGGCAGGUGGUCAAGCGCGAGGCCAAGCACUACUGGAUCGGGACCAAGCUGCUGGGCGCCGACGUGCGCAUCGCCAGCCGGCUGUGCCUGCGCGUGCUGCGCGGGCGCACGCUCACGCGGCGCGAGCGCACCCAGCUAACGCGCACCACCGCCGACAUCUUCCGCCUCGUCCCCAUGCUCGUCUUCGUGGUGGUGCCCUUCAUGGAGCUGCUGCUGCCGGUGGCGCUGCGCCUCUUCCCAAACAUGCUGCCCUCCACCUUCGAGGACAAGCUGAAGAAGGAGGAGGAGCUCAAGCGCUCCAUCACCGCGCGCCUGGAGAUCGCGCGCUUCCUCCAGGACACCGUCAGCGAGAUGGCCGAGGCCGAGAUGGAGCGCGGCGGGACCGAGGAGGUGCGCACCUCCGCCGCCGACCUGUACCAGUUCAUGCAGAAGGUGCGCGCGGGCGCGCCCGUGUCCACCGCCGAGCUCCUGCGCUUCGCCAAGCUCUUCAAUGACGAGCUCACCCUGGACAACCUGGUCAGGGUCCAGCUGGUGAGCCUGUGCCGCUUCGUGGGCAUCACACCCUAUGGCACCGACGCCUUCCUGCGCACGCGCCUGCGGCGCCACCUGCAGCAGAUCAAGGCGGACGACCGCGACAUCCAGGCGGAGGGCCUGGCCUCGCUGUCGGAGGACGAGCUGCGCGGGGCGUGCCGCGCGCGCGGCAUGCGCGCGCCCUUUGGUGAGGGCGCCGCCGACUUCAUGCGCGCGCAGCUGGCGGAGUGGCUGGACUGGAGCCUGAACCGCAGCCUGCCCAGCUCCCUGCUCCUCCUCUCCCGCGCCUUCACCGUGACCAGCCCGCUGUCCGGCGGCCGGCGCGGCGUGGACGAGGACAUGCUGCGCAGCACGCUGGGCAGCCUGCCCGACGAGGUGGUGGAGGACGUGGAGCUGUUUGCCACGCGCGACGGCGACGACAAGACCGAGGCCUACGAGCGCAAGCUGGAGCUGCUGGAGCGGGAGGAGGAGAUGAUCAAAGAGGAGGAGGAGGCGGCGGUGGCCGCUGAGACGCCCAUCACCUCCGGCGCACAGACUGCGCAGGAGCUGACCGCCGCCGUGGCCGCCGCGGCCGUCGUGCGCGAGGCCGCCGCCUCGGCCAUGGUGGACGUGCUGGAGGGGGUGAGCGAGGAGGAGAAGGCCGCCAAGUACGCGGAGGCCCGCAGGAGCAAGAUGCGCAAAGUGGUCAACGCCCUGGCGGCCCUGGCCUCCAGCUCCGGCGUCGCGGGGGAGCGCACGGCCUUCAUGGAGCUGGUGGAGAAGGAGAUCGGGCGGCUGGAGUCCAACCUGACCAAGCGCGGCGGUGGCAUGGUCUUCACACGCGGCGCCCUGGCCUCCAGCCGCCAGGCCGCGCUGGAGGGCAUGGUGGGCGAGUCGCGCCUGGCGGACAAGGUGGCGAGCAUCCUGGGCCGCGUGGAGGCGGAGCUGGACGCCGCCGACGCGCACAUCGGCAAUCGCCUGCACGUCCUCGACCUGGACCAGGACGGCGUGAUCUCGGUGGAGGAGCUGCAGACGGCGCUCAGCUUCCUGCGGGAGCAGGUGGGGGAGGAGGAACUGAGGCACAUGCUCCAGGUCCUGUCGCGCGAGGCCGGCACCGACGGCGCCAUCGACGUGAACAAGUUGAUGGAGAUGGCCAAGCGCGAAGAUGACGAGGACGACGACAAGUAG